This is a messenger RNA of Olea europaea var. sylvestris, 876 nucleotides long. RefSeq names its product GDSL esterase/lipase CPRD49-like. The transcript has 6 exons. The coding region runs from base 1 to 681 and encodes 226 amino acids. NCBI's taxonomy places the organism in Eukaryota, Viridiplantae, Streptophyta, Magnoliopsida, Lamiales, Oleaceae. The record is from RefSeq and is a predicted model, not a curated record.
AUGGAUUGGCUAUGGGCAGACGUAAUACUAAGAGGAUAUUCUGGUUGGAACUCAAGGCUCGCUCUUCAAGUCUUAGAUCGGGUUUUCCCCAAGGAUGCAGCUGUUCAGCCUUCUCUGGUUAUAGUAUAUUUUGGUGGAAAUGAUGCAACAAACCCGCACCCAAGUGGAAAAGGCGCUCAUGUUCCUCUUCCCGAGUAUGUAGAGAACAUGAGAAAGAUUGCUCUUCAUCUCAAGUCUCUUUCAGAGAACAUACGGAUAAUUUUUCUUAGUUCUCCUCCCGUGAAUGAAGAGAGAGUUCGAGAAAUUUUUGGCAAUGCACUUGAUGAUCAAGCUCGGACAAACGAAGGCUGCCUCAAAUAUACUGAAGCUUUAGUAGAGUUGGGUCAACAGUUAGAUAUUAAAGUCAUCGAUCUUUACACUGCAAUUCGUCAAAGAGAUGGUUGGGCAAAGGCUUGCUUUAUAGACGGAAUCCAUUUUUCAUCUGAAGGGAGCAAAAUUGUCGUAAAGGAGAUACUGAAGGUCCUCAAAGACGCCGAAUGGGAACCAAGCCUGUACUGGCUGUCAAUGCCAGCGGAAUUUCCCGAGGAUUCGCCAUAUUACGUUGUUGGUCCUGAUGGUGAAACCACCCUUAACGUGACUGAUCAUGUUUGUACUUGGCAAAAGGAGUGGGUCAAUAUAUAGUGCCAACAUGAACCCGGGACAACUUGGGACAUGAGUAUAAUCUCAUCUUUUAUACUGUAAUGAGACAGUGUUGUCUAAUAUGGUUUACCAUUCACAAUUUUUGAAUUUGGGCAGAAAGACAUCAUGUUGUUCGUCAUUUGAUGGAUUUUGUUCUUAGUUUCAACAAAUAAUAAGAUGUGCGAUUUCUAUUUUAUA